Messenger RNA from Dermochelys coriacea (leatherback sea turtle), 3557 nucleotides. Its product is annotated as C-type lectin domain family 1 member A-like. The transcript is spliced from 6 exons. NCBI's taxonomy places the organism in Eukaryota, Metazoa, Chordata, Testudines, Dermochelyidae. The coding region runs from base 2043 to 3047 and encodes 334 amino acids. Gene Ontology annotation, biological process: cellular response to molecule of fungal origin. Gene Ontology annotation, molecular function: (1->3)-beta-D-glucan binding. The record is from RefSeq and is a predicted model, not a curated record.
CAAAAACCAAGAGACCUCUUAAUUAGUAAUACCCUGGAAUUUAAACUAUGGGGAAUCAAACUCAUUUGUGAUUUUAAUACAGAACUUCUUUAAUAUGAUCCAACAAGAUGAGUUCCUUAAUGUUUGCAAAGAGCUAAGAUACUACCAUGAGAGUAGCAUAGAAAAGUCGAUGAGGAAUUAAAUAAUUCUGUAUUCAGUGCAGGGUUUUAAUAGAGAGCAGUAGAUAAUGCACGGGGGGGGGCACAUAUUAAAUGAUGAGAACAGAAAGAGAUCUUGAAUAGCUACUCAUUCACAGAGCACCAUCCAUCCUGUGCACUGAAUGAAGCAGGAGUCCAGCAGAAAAAACAGUAUGUAACGAUGUAAUUAAAGACUGUAUCAAAAUGUACAAGGUGGUGAAUUAAGGUUGCAUGGGCAACCUUAAAUCUGGCAUUUCCAAAUUAUUGAGUGCUUGAUUUUGCAACCUUAACAUUCUUUUUUUAAGUGUCAUUUCAGACUAUAACAUGCUAUAAAGCUCAGCAGUACAAGGCCCACACAGAAUCAUCACAGUUCAUAGAGAUCUUUCAAGUUCCUGUGAGUUUCUCAUUGAAUCACACCCAGCUUCCUCAGUUGUCUAAAACCAAAUCUAAAAUUUCUGUUCCACUGGAAAUGAAUGAAGAUGAGGUAACCUACUCAGCUCUGAAAUUUGAUGAGUCUAGAAGGCCAAGACCUGGUGACAAAGGUACAGUACGUAAUAAAACAUUAUUGUCCAGAAACAACAUCUAAUGGUGUUUCACUCAGGGUACCUGGUAGAAAACUCAAAGUAGCCUGAAUACGGCUCCUCUACCACUAAAUAAUCUGUGCUUACAAAGUAAAAGAGGUCGGCUGAUAUAUUUUGCCAAGGUCUUUCUUUUCCUUACUAAAAAUGUUCUGAUUUUAUAGCCGUGACCGUUACAUUUCAAACCCAGAUCAGCAACUUGUGUGUUUGUACAAGGCUAAUAAAGAUUACUCUGGCUCUUCUCUUUGCUUAAUUUCAUACCCAGAAAUUCAUCAUGAAUGCAACAUAACAUUUAAUUCCUCAUGAUGCAUGGAUUCACUGAUUAUUUUUCCCUUUAAGGAUUACGUUAACCAUCAGAAGCUUAUCAAAAGCAGACUAAUAAUAAUGGCCAGUAGAUGAGAUUUCUCCUUACCUCUGGCUAUCACUCAAGAUUCAGCCUUCUGAGGAUUUUAGAUCUGUAUCUUUGCAAGUUUCUUGCAUGAACAUCUAUGUUUUAUCAGCAGGGGUUAGUGGGUUUUCACAGUAAACAAGUCUGUCUAGAUCAGGUUCCAUGCUACUCUCAGCUUCUGAUAACAUUGCCCUUGCUAGGGAAUUUGUCUUAGCUAAGGCUUAGUUUGAACCCAUGCUGUGAUGAGCCUAAGUGUCCUUCGCAUUCUGUGGGGUGCUCUAGUCAAAGGUUUUCAAAAAAGUGCCUAAGAGUCUAUGGUAAUUUUCUAAUGUAGGUUGUCAGGAUCUGGUCUAACAUAAGAGACCAUCUCCUUUCAGGCAGCUAGCCUCCAGGGAAGGACAAGCAUGGUCUACACACCAAUUCUGGUCAACCACUGCAAAGAGACACAAAGGGCAGAGGAAGCUCUUUCUGCCUUCUUUCUCCCUGCAGCUGUGCACUGGUUGGCCAGAAUCUCACCCUAAAUCUCUUCAGUUAGUAAGAAAAAGUUUCCAUCACUUUUGGAUGCACCCAGCCAGUCGGCUGACUUGAUUUCUCAUUUUGAAAUGCAUGAGGCAUAUAAGUUCCUGCAGAGCCCAGCCUCUCCGUGCUAAUGGAACUGCCCUGGGUAGAAUGAUACUCAGGCAUGUCCUCACGCCAGCCCAUCUCAUCAAACCCACCAAUAAAUUCUCGUAGAACUUGUCAUUCAGACCACACCAGGCUCCUUUUACACGUGUGACUUGUCUUAGCUAUUCACAUCUUGCAGUCCCUAAUACAGAUGGAGCUUCUUCACCCACCGUUGGAAAAACAAGUGUCUUCACAACACCUUUGUAUUUUCCAUGGCUAAUAUCCUACUUACAGGGAAUGUCUCUCCACUGGGCCCUGUGUUAUUUUCCCUCCUCCUCACCAUCUCAGAUUUAUUCCUGGUAUAAUAUUGCUGCUGGCAGCUCCUGCAUCAAAUUAACUGUGACAAGGAUCUUCAUUCUUCAAUUCCAAAGAUACUUACAAUUUGUAUUGCCCUCCCCAACUAUCGAUAUGGGACCCUGUUUUCAGGAUCAGCCCCUCUACCGCUGUGUUUGUAUUAUCAACCUUCCCGAUGUCAAGUCUAAAAUUUCUGUCUCUAUAAUCUCACCAGCAACACGUAAGGAAUCGGCAACGUGCCUGGAACCGAACUGUCACACCCCAGCUAAGCAUCAGGGAAGCCAAAGACCUCAAGGUGCGGGAGACAAAGAUCCUCUGCCUUCUCAAUGGCUGCUUACUACAGUUAUCCUUGGGAUUCUCUGCCUGCUUUUGUCAAUAGCAACAGGAGUUUUGGUUUCCAAGGCCAUUCAGCAGGAAAUCCUCACCCAGCAGGUGGAAAAUCUCACCCAGCAGCUGAAGUUGUGCCAAAGCCAAACCACAAACCACCCAGGGACUUCGCAGGAGCUGCUGAGCAACAGAGGGGACAAAUGUCCAGUAUGGUGGAUACAGUCCAGUGACAGCUCGUACCUCUUUGCUGCUGCAGACAGAACUUGGGAACAGUGUCAAUCCUCCUGUUCAUCUCAGUCUGCCUGGCUGCUUAAAACUGAGAAUGAGGAAGAGAAGGAUUUCAUAAAGAAAGAAUCCUAUCUUUAUUUUGAAAUGCGUCAAGGCUUUCAAUAUUAUCUCUCUUUCUGGAUUGGAUUAUCGUAUGAUUCCAGCUCCAGGACGUGGGUCUGGGUGGACAGCACAGCUCUCUCCUCUGGCCUGUUUGAAAUCCCAGAGGCUGAUUACCAGCAUUAUCGGCACGGAGCUUGUGCCUAUAUCCAAGGUGGAACUGUCAAAGCUGGAGACUGCAGAGAAACUCGAUUCUGCCUUUGUGAGAAGAUGAAGGAUUUGUCAAGAACUUGAACUACCUCACUUGGAAGAGGAACUGCUGGCCUGGGGCAGUCUGCUAAACCAAACAGAUAUGGGAAAAUCUCAUUUCCUUGCUUGGUAAUUUCCUCUAUCUGCUCUUUUAUGUUGCGUGUGUGAGAGUUGACUACAAUCUCCUUCCCCUACAGCCUAACUUCAUCUGCUGUGGCUGUAGUGGGUGGAUAAAUCUGCAUAUCUCACCUGACCUAAUGUUAUUUUCUUGGCUAUAUGGGGUUUUUUGAUGCAAUCUUAGGAACCACUGGGGUAAACUAACUCUCCAGAGCCUAUGGCAUGUAGAGACAUGUGUGUGUUACACAGUCAUAGACAUGAGCGAUGGAAAACACCUAUGAACUCCCCUAGUGCAGCUCCCUGCCAAUACACUGUCACCCCCUAUUGUAUAGAUUGUAGUGUCUGAUCCUGUCUAAUUUCAAGAGUUUCAAGUGCCACCAUGUCCUUAGGCACAUCAUAUCUCUGAAACAUGAGUUGAAUAAUUGCUAUUAAAAUAAA